Ustilago hordei is the source of this 1056-nucleotide messenger RNA. Its product is annotated as putative TRR2 - thioredoxin-disulfide reductase (mitochondrial). Gene Ontology annotation, molecular function: thioredoxin-disulfide reductase (NADPH) activity. The transcript has a single exon. Gene Ontology annotation, biological process: removal of superoxide radicals. The record is from RefSeq and is a predicted model, not a curated record. Gene Ontology annotation, cellular component: cytoplasm. Lineage: Eukaryota; Fungi; Basidiomycota; Ustilaginomycetes; Ustilaginales; Ustilaginaceae. The coding region runs from base 1 to 1056 and encodes 351 amino acids.
AUGACUGAACACGUCAACGGUGCCUCUUCGUCCUCGGGCCAGAAGGUUCACAAGGUCGUUAUUAUCGGCUCUGGUCCCGCUGGUCACACUGCUGCCAUCUACUUGGCGCGAGCCAACCUCGAGCCCGUUCUUUUCGAGGGGAUGCUUGCCAACGGUCUUGCACCAGGAGGGCAGCUUACCACCACAACCGAUGUCGAGAACUUCCCUGGUUUCCCCGAUGGCAUCCGUGGUCCUGAGAUCAUGGAUAAGUUCCGUGCCCAGUCGGUUCGCUUCGGUACCGAGAUUCACACCGAGACCAUCUCCAGGGUCGACCUUUCCUCCCGUCCAUUCAAGUUCUGGCGUGAGUUCAAUGAGGACCAGCCUCCCGAGCUCACCGAGACCCUCAUCAUUGCUACUGGUGCCAGUGCUAAGCGCAUGCACUUGCCCGGUGAGGAGACCUACUGGCAGAGCGGUAUCUCGGCAUGUGCCGUUUGUGACGGUGCCGUCCCCAUCUUCCGCAACAAGCCUCUCGUAGUUGUCGGUGGUGGUGACAGUGCCGCUGAGGAGGCCAUGUACCUCACCAAGUACGCUUCGCAUGUUCACGUCCUUGUCCGAAGAGACGAGCUCCGAGCAUCCAAGAUCAUGGCUAAGCGACUCUUGGCGCAUCCCAAGGUGACUGUUCACUUCAACACUCAGCCCGCCGAGUGCAAGGGUGAUGGUGAGCUGCUCAAAGCUGUUCGUGUCAAGGACACCAAGACUGGCGAGGAGCGUGACAUGGACGCCAACGGUCUUUUCUAUGCUAUCGGUCACUUGCCUGCCACUUCGCUCGUCAAGAGUCAGGUCGAGCUCGACAGCGACGGAUACAUCAUCACCACACCAGGCACUGCUCAGACUUCGGUCAAGGGUGUUUUUGCUGCUGGUGACGUUGCUGACAAGAAGUACCGACAGGCUAUCACUUCGGCAGGUACUGGAUGCAUUGCUGCGCUCGAGGCUGAGCGUCUGCUGGCUGAGGAGGAGAUUCUUGACCCUGUCGAUGCCGCUGCUGCCAACCACUACACCGGCACUGACAAGGAGUAA